Cinara cedri is the source of this 8227-nucleotide messenger RNA. Lineage: Eukaryota; Metazoa; Arthropoda; Insecta; Hemiptera; Aphididae. The record is from the annotation of a GenBank genome assembly.
AUGUUUCUAAAAGAAAAUUUGACUGGGGAGGUACUUUAGAGAGUUCGUUUUUCGAUUUUCUCCGGAGUUUUCCCGUCAAAUGUGAAAAACCAGGAAAAAACAUAGGAAAACUGGGAAAAAUUAAGGAAACACGAGAAAAUCGGUACAUUAAACAAACAUUGUUAUAGAUAAUAUAUAAUGCUUAUUUAAUUAUUUUACCAUAAUAUUACAUAUAUAUUGUUGACAAAGUAUCACUAUCAACUGACCUCCGCUCAGAAUCGUUUUAUCGUUAGCAAUGAUUAAUCCUAGGAUGGAUAAUGGAUAAUGAUAAAAAACUUCCAUUCUUGGGAGUUUUUUUUUAAUUCAACUGUAAUGAUUAUAGUAAUUAUGUAUAUUAAUUACUAAUUACUAAUUAGUAAAAAUCUUUAAUAAUAUAAUAUAUUAUAUAGAGGUAAGUACUAAGUAGGUAGUAGAACUAUUAGGUACUUGAACACUAGAUUUUUUUAUACUAAGUUAAGUUAACAUUUUAUUUUGCAUUUUAAUUUUGAACUAAAUUCUUUUUUGUUUGUUUAAACAAACAAAAGUUAACUUAACUUAACUUGAUCGAGUUAAUUAUUUUCAUUAAUUUGCCAACUUUUAAAUAUACAUUUUUAAUACAAAAAUAAAGACAAUAUAACAUUACUACACCACAAAAGCUAUAACGUUUUAAUCACAUUAUUAUUUUUAGAUUGCAUACUCUACAAUGUUUCCAGCAGCUUUAAUAGUCGUGACGUGUUUUGUGAUAUUCAUACUGUCCCUGUAUAAAUACACGACUUCUACAUACAAAUACUGGAAGAAAAAAUCGGUAACGUUCGCCGAGCCUGUGCCACUAUUCGGCAACAUUAAAGAUCAUGUAACAUUAAAAAUGACACAGGGGGAAUGUUUAAGAAAUAUUUACAAGUAAGCAUUUGUGGUACAUACAAACGUCCUCUGAGGUUCGAAGGAUUUGUAAUAUUAUAUUUCUCGGGCGAUUUACAAUUAUACGUUCGGGUUACGGUAUGAAAUGUAAACUUUACGAACGCAUUAUGUUAUAGCGAUUUUCCUCACGAAAAGUUCGUGGGCAUGUACCAGCUACAGACCCCAACGUUGCUGCUCCGAGAUCCAGAAAUCAUUAAAUUGUUUCUGGUAAAGAGUUUCGCACACUUUUCCGACAGAGGGUUCUCUUAUGACGGACACAGAGAACCGUUGACCAAACACCUGGUUAAUAUGGAAGGAGACACGUGGAAGACGCUUCGGCAGAAAAUCACACCCACGUUCAGCUCAGGUAAAAUCAAGAACAUGAUUGGACUAUUGCAUGGCUGUGGAGUUCAACUUCUUGAAUAUAUGGAGGUAUUCAAUUGCAAUUAAUAAGGAUAACACUAAUCUAAUAAUAGUAGUAAUGUAAACGCGCAAGAAAACUUUAAUUUAUUAUUAUUAUUUUUUUUUUUUUUUUUGAUACAAUAUACACGGCUCGCAUUAUAACGCACCGCAGUUGCAGUACAUUGAGCGGUGGGGUCGAUAAUUUCCCUAAGUUAAAAUUGUUUGUACAGAGUACCUGUACGGUGUGCAUAAUACUUUUUAAAACCUAUACUUCAUACAGUAAAACAAAUAAUAACGUAUACAAUCUAUGUCCUCGGAGUAAAAUGAUAAUACGCAAUUUGAAAUAAAUAGAUUGGUACCGUUUGCGAUGGAUGAAUGGCCGAAAGACCCAAUCCAUUCGUUUAAGAUACGUAUUCUGCCGUGCCGAUACUUUUAUACAUUUCGUUUGACAGGCGGCCAUCGAUUCCGGAGAAACGGAAUUCGAAAUGCGUGACCUAACAGCCAAAUUCACGACGGAUGUGAUCGGUACGUGCGCGUUCGGUCUUGAAUGCAAUUCGCUGAAGAACUCGCAAUCGGAAUUCAGACGGAUGGGUUGCGCGGUGCUCAACUCGUCCGCGUCAAUGGCGUUGGCCAAAAUCGUCAGAGUGUUUUUCCCAAAGUUGUUCAAGGCGUUGAAGCUGCGCACGUUCCCCGUAGAAGUACAGAAAUUCUUCAUCGGCAUCGUAAAGCAGACAAUCGCAUUCCGGAACGCGAACGGAGUGCACCGCAACGAUUUCAUACAACUGUUAUUGGAGCUGAAGAACCAAAAUGAAGAGGGUAUUACAUUUAAACUGACCGAGGAAUUGAUUGCUGCUCAGGUAAGCCGUUACCGGGUACUACGGUUAAAACUCACCACGAGAACAAUACACGUACCAUAAUAAUAGUCGCAUAACAUUGAAACGCACAAAGUACGUACCGUGUUUAACUCAUUACAAACGUUGCAAAUAUAGGUCGGAGUAUGUCGUGUUGCGCAUUGUGAUCCAAGUAGUUACAUCAAUACGGUAUUACGGACAUUUUUUUUUUUUUUAUCUUGACGAUACGGGUAUUAUAGCUACGCGCAGUGACGGUCCUUGACAAAAUUCCAAGGGGGGUGGGGAGGGGCAGGUGAAAUAUUUUUCACAUCUAAUACAGUCCUUAAAAAUAACAGUCAUAAAAAAAAGUUUGUUUAAUUUAAAAAUUUAUUUCAUGUCAUAUUAUAAAAUAAAAGUCCUUUUACAGGUUUUUUGUUUUGCGAAUCGGUCUGUAACAUUUUAGUCGGUAGGCAAGGUCCCCGCCACAUUAUCAUGGCCAUAUCACAGAAUAAGUGAAACCUAGUGUUGCCAAAAAAUAUUGGUUUUAUCUCGUUUUGUUACCGCAAUUAUUAAUCAUAAAAUAAUGUAAAACAUUGAUAUAUUCUCGGGUUUUCGUUGUAAUACAAUAUAGAGCGGGGGGGGGGCGAUCGCUCUCCCGCCCUCCUCCCGUUGGACCACCACUGGCUAGACGCAUGGUUAGUAUUUGUAUAAUACAUCAGCAAAUACUAUAUAGACAACAGAAGUCACGGGACACUCGAUGCUAAAAUAAUCUUGACAUAGUCAACAAGAACCGUGUGGUUGCCUAUACGUUAAAAUGUGAAAUCCUAAGCGCUAACAACUCAUAAAAUAUUAUUAUCACAUUAUCAGUUAUAGCCGAUGCCGUAAAUGUUUUAGAUAGGCAACACACAUGUUUAUGUGACCGAGUUGUACCGGAAUUUUCGCCGUAACUGCUCCGUAUUAUUAAUCAUUAUCUAUAGGAUCUGUCUGAAGUCACUUCAUUAAAAGUAAAUGUAAAUAACGCGAUGCCCCGAUAAUACAUACUAAGAUUCAUUGGUUUAUAAUUUAAGUACAAGCUUUGUAAGUAAGUUUUCUUUUACAGUUAAAAUGAGUAAAAUGUUUAACACCAGUAAUACGGUGUUGUACAAAAAUGUAAAUUUAUAUUUUAUUCGGUUACAAUCUCAAUCUUUAUAAUUAGUACAUUAUUAAACGUUUAAGUUACAAGCAAAUAGUUUUAGUUACCUACUACCUAUUCUGAACAAAAUCGAUACGAAAAAAGCAGACUCCCAUUAAUAGUCAGUGGCUGCUAGUAAAUAAACUUGAAUUUCGAAGGUGUUUGUGUUCUUCUUGGCUGGCUUUGAAACUUCGUCUACGACGUUAAGUUUUUGUUUGCACGAGAUGGCUGUCAACCAGGAAGUUCAGAGCCGAGUGUACGAUGAGAUCAACAAAACAGUCACUAAGUACGGGCUACCAUUAUCGUACGAAGCCAUCUUAUCAAUGGAUUAUUUAGAACAGUGCCUUAAAGGCAAGUAAACGAGUAGCCUGCAAACUCUCUUAAUGAUUUAUUCAGGAAAGUAAAUUUGAAGAAAAAAAAAGGUUCAUAAAAUUCAUCUGUUGGUUUCCUAUAACUUUUAAACUUAAAUGCAUUACAUAAAUUAUUUUUAGCCAUGCCAUUCCUUAGAUUUAAUUCCUUGACGAUUUGAGUGGUGUUUAAAUCCGUUGAGGUUCACUAUAGCUACAAACUAACUAUAAACAACGGUAUAAACAAACCAUACAACUAAAUUUAUCAAAGUAAAACGCGUAUAUUUUUCAACAAAUUUCAAAUCAGUGUUAUUUUUAUAUCAUACCUUAAAAGAUGCAGAUUUUUCGCCUAAUAACGAUAAAAAUUAAAAAAUCUGAUUUAAAUGGUUAUUGUUUUUUUUUUUUUUUUUUUUAAACACGUUUCUGGUUAAGCAAAUGAUCCAAUAUUUGUGUGUAGUACCUAAAAUAUUACUAUAUUUCUAUCCGGUAAUAUUUUAUUUGAAUAUUUUUGCGAAAUAUUCAAUAUUUCACUCCCUAUUACAGAAGUUCCCAAACAAUAGAUCGUAAUUAUAUUUUUGAUGGAUUAUGUGAAAUUAACAUGCAUACAUUUUUACAUUAUAAAAUAUUAGAUUACUAUACAAAUUAUACAUGAUCUAUGAAGUCAAUAUACAGUGUUCAAGAAAAAAUAAAAAUCUAAAAACAUACUUUUCAUUAAAUAUAAAAUAAAUAAUAAUUUUUCUUUUUUAAUUAUUAAAUUAACUUUAUAUUUAAGUAAGUAUACCUAUAUGAUAUUACUUUUAAUAUAAAUUUCGAUAUUUUUCUUUGUAUCAGUAUCUUUUCUUUAUUUUUAGCACAGAUACAAACAAACAAAAAUUAUUAAUAUGUGAUGGAUGGCCAAAAUUUAAAAAAUGUCUAUAAUUGGUCGUACCAUGAAAAAUGUAAAUUUUUAUUUUCGGAAAACAAUUUGUUCGGUUAAUAAGAAAACUCCAGAUCGUUGAAAUCUUAAAAGUUAAAUUUUUCACCUUUUAAUACUUUAUUUAAAAAAAAUUUACAGAUUUCUAACAUUGUUUUGAUAACAUUUAAAAAAUUAAAAACGAAUUCCGAUACAUUGAUUUUAUUUUUGUUGAUUUUUGAGUUACUUUAUAGUUACAAAACAUAUGACUAGUACUACUCCGCUUAGAUUCUUUUUUUCGUUUACAGUAAUUUUUCGUUGCGGUCAGUAUGUAAAACUAAAUUAUCCUGUAUACCCUACCAAAUAGCCGAUUUUAAAUUUUUUUCUGAGAGGGGUCCUGAAAAAUCUACAAAUCAUCCACUGACCCUAUAUCCCCAACUACCCAUCUAGAACAGUGAUAUCAUAACAGUAUAUAUUCUAUUUAUGAACAAUACAAACAUUUUUAAUUUCAAAGCUUAUUCGUUUAUAUAACAAUAACGGAUACAAUUGGAUAGAAACUAAAUUCAAAUUCCUCCAAAAAGAAAAUAUUAAAUUUUGUAAACUUCACUUCAUCAUAUUAAAUUCUAAAGAAGCGUUUUACUAUGACGUGUGCUUAUUUUUUUUUUUUUCUAUCUGGAAACAACUUUUCUAACAGACAUCUUGCUCCAAACAAUUACAAAAGACCUUUUGUGUUUAGAUCUUAUUGGUUUAAUGGGUAGAUCAUUUUUUUUUUUUAAUUUUCAAACGAUUUUCAUAACAAUUGGGAAAAACCGGAAGAAAAUGUACAGGUAAAACAAAACAACAUUUACGACGUCGAGCCGUUAACGAUUGCAUUGUAAAAUAUUAUGUCCUUCACUGUAUGUAUACAUCGUCAUUUCCAUCUUCCCUCAUAAAACUAUACAGCACACCUAUUAGCAGCAUCAGCUUUUUUUUAUUCUUUUUUUUUCUGUUCAUCUCACCGAGAAGUCAAAAGUCACUUACCGAAAUCAAUUUUGUUUGUUUUUGUUCGCUGUCCCGACACCGGAAUAUACGCGACUACAAUGAUAAUAUGCUGGGGCUACUGCAGAAACGAUGAGAAAAUAUCCACCGGUACAGGCGCUAGUCCGGGUGUGCACCAAACCGUUCCCGGUGCCCGGCACGGACGUGAACCUGGACGUGGGUACGGCCGUACUUAUACCAGUGUACGCGAUACACCAUGACCCGAAAUACUAUCCCGGACCGGACGUGUUUGAUCCGGACCGCUUCGCAAAAGACGCCGGCGACAACGGAAGACCGGCCGGAACUUACCUGCCGUUCGGCGACGGCCCACGCAUAUGCAUAGGUAUCACGCUCGAUUUAUUUUAUAAUAACUUCGGAUAGCGCGUUAUAUGUUUGGUCCCAGGAAAAAAGGACAUGAGUCGAUUUUUGGGUUUUUUUUUUUUUAUAUAUAUAUAUAUAUAAUUUUGUCCUAUGAAAUUGUAUUUCUUUUAUUUUUUGGUUAUGAGUCAUAGCCAUUUAUAAAGAAAUUUAGCCAUUUAUAUUUGUAUUUAAAACUAUACAAAAUUUACUUAAGCCCUUCUUGCCUGGAACCAAAGAAAUAGAAGCAAAUUUCAAAAAUGUAUGCAUGCACACGUGUCCGGCAUUUUAAGUCCGGCUUUUGAGUAGUGCUCCACUACUUUCCCCCUAUCCACAAAAUGGAAAACUUAAAACUAGAAUAGCUUGUCAAUAGGCUGACGGAAAUUAAAAAUUCCAUCAUCAAAAUUGUUUAAAAUUAAAACUUCAUUUAUUUAUGGAAUUUUCAAUAUAUGUCGUUAUUUGAAAUUCAAAAAAGGGUAGCGUCUUCACCUCCAGAAAUAUAAGUGACAAAAAAAUAAUGACGUUCAAAUAGUUUAAAAAUGCAGUCCAGUGGAAUUAUGAUACAUCUAGGGUGACCAGUAUAAUAUACCACUUUAAAUAGACUACUUCCGAUUGCUUAGAACAAGUAUGAUAAAAACUUGAAGAAAGCUAAAAUAAUUUAUAGAAGUAAAAAAAAAAAAAAAAGAUCAAGUGAAUAAUAAAAUCAGAACCGUAUACAGGGAGUGGUUCGGGUGGACAAUCGCCCGAGGCGCAACUUUUUAGGGGCGCCGAAAAAGUUGAUAAACAAAUUUUUUUUUUAUUCUUAUUUUGUGUUUAGUAAUUUCCAAAUUCUUUUUCAUACUCAUUGUAUUUUAUCGCGAUUUAUUUAUUAUUCUAUUUUUACAAUUAUAAAUAAAACAUAUUAAGUUUUAAAUACGCUUCAUGUAGGUACGAAUUCAAAUCUAGAAGUUUUAAGUGCAACUUUUUGCAAUUUUUACAAUUUUUUCAAUUUUAUUACAAUUUUGUUGAAUUUACUCAUUUGCGCGGCUACUUUAGCUACAGUCGACACUCGACAAUCGUAUAGAUACGAUUAUACUAUAACAUUGCCAGCCAUAAAAUCUAAUAAUGAUAUCGUAUUUUUAUUUUGAUAAUUCCAAGUUGAUGGGUAUUCGAUACAAUAAAAAAAUAAUUUGUGUAAUGUGACUGUUUGACUGUUAUAAUCUGUUCUUCAGUCACUCCGUGAAUUUUGAGCGAUAGUGUUCUGUUAUCGUUUUGUAAAUAUGCCGAAAAUUAAGUCGACUAUUUUCAUUUUUGUAAAAAUUUAUUACAAUUUAGGAGCACUAUGACCGGUAGAAAAGUUAUCCACAAAUAAAAAAAAUAAAAACAGAAUAAUAACAGUAAUAAUAAACAUCAUUGUAAAACCAAUACAUCCCUUGCUAUGCACAGAAUUUAAAAUCCUAAUUAAUAGGAAUUAACUAAAAACUACUACACCCUUCUACGAGGGAAAGAAACUAAUUUUGACGGAAUUGUAGAAAAACAUAGAACACAAAUUUAAAAAUAAUCAAAAACAAAAACAUAUACAAUUCCGUCAAAAUCAGUUUUUUUCCCUUGAAUAAGGGUAUAGUAGUUUUUAGUCAAUUCCUACUAGUUAGGAUUUUUCCGGAUGUACUGAACAUAGGGAUAAAUUAAAAUCUUAAACAUUGUAAAAACAAGUGUAUUUUAAAUAGGAAAAUUCAACUCUUGUUAGGCGUCAUUUAGUAUCAAUAAAAAUAAAAAUCUAAACAAAUUACAGAAUUUGUUAGUUAUUUUAAAUUAGAUUUUUCACUUGGGAACUUAAGGACGACCUAAUAAAAAGAAAACACAAUAUUACAAGUGGCGUACAUUCGAAAAUAAAUUAAUCCGAAUCAAUAAGUUCGUCAUGAAGUCUCACUCGAGUAGCUAUAUAGAAUACUGUUAUAGGUCAUUGACUCAGAGUAUAAUAAUUAAAAUGGUUUUAACAUCGUUUUAGUACAUCCAAAUUUUAAAUAGUGCUUAUUUUUAUUUUUAAUUUUACUCGUGACUAGACAAUUUCAGUGUUUCCUAAUCGAACCGGCCAUUGCCAAUCACAACUGAUUGAUGGUAAUACAUAUACAUAGGUACAUUUUUGUUCACAGGUAUGCGUUUUGCUAUGUUAGAAAUGAAACUGGCGUUGGCACAAUUCCUUCAAAACUAUUCGGUAACGUUGAGUGACAAAUCCUGCGCACGUAUUGAGUUCGAACCAGCGUCGUUCUUGUCAUGCCCGAAAGGCGGUAUAUGGUUGAAUGUCAAUAAAAGAUGA